This is a messenger RNA of Hyla sarda, 1982 nucleotides long. It is a transcript of the gene UTP18, whose product is annotated as UTP18 small subunit processome component. The transcript has 15 exons. The record is from RefSeq and is a predicted model, not a curated record. Bases 194 to 1783 code for a protein of 529 amino acids. Lineage: Eukaryota; Metazoa; Chordata; Amphibia; Anura; Hylidae. Gene Ontology annotation, biological process: rRNA processing. Gene Ontology annotation, molecular function: protein binding. Gene Ontology annotation, cellular component: small-subunit processome; Pwp2p-containing subcomplex of 90S preribosome.
CCCAGAGGGGUUUACGGCUUGCGUUGCCUCAGUGCUGGGGCCGGGUGAGAGGCUGGAGUGGGGGCCGGGCGGUCGGGGCUGCAGGGGGAGGCGGGGUCGCAGCGUCCAGGUCGCUAGGGGCGGGGUUCCGCUUUGGAUGGGUUCAGAGGUCACAGGAAGCUCCACGUGCUUUUAGGAGCGGUCAGAAUCGGAAAUGCUGCCGGCAAAACGUAAGAGCCCCGGGGGCCCCGGCCCGUCGCGCACUAGUGAGCAGCAGAGUCAUUCAAGGCAGCAGGAUGCCAAAAAGCGAGAAGAGGAGCUGAGAGUCAGAAACUUAAAGAAGCUCUCCGCAACGUUGAAGGAGGAGGAGAAACUUCAUGAGAUCUUGGUCUUCGGCGGCGAGGAUGAAUUUGUGGACAGGCUUCUCAGUGACACAAAGAUCAGAGUUGACCCCAGCGCCGAUCUUCUAGACAGCGAUGAUGAUGAUGAUGAUGAUGAUGAUGGCGAGAAGGAAGCCGCCGUUCCCAGCAAGAAGCCGGCCUGGGUGGAUGAAGAUGAUGAGAUGGAUGAAAGUAUUGAAAUGACCCAUCGCUAUAGGAAAGACAUGAUGAAAAGUAAAGCUGAGAAGACGCUAAGCAAGGAGAAACUUCAGAUCAGAUUACAGCAAGAAUUCCAGAAAGCAAUGGGUGGGGUUCCAUCCUGGGCUUCCAGAGAUCCGAAAAGAAGACUCUCUAAAGCGGAUGAUGAUGAUGACGAUGAUGAAGACGAUGAAGACAACUUGUUAAGUAAAACUGGAGAUUUGCUCGCAAAAUCCACUUAUCUACCGAAGGGCAUUUUAGAGAUAAAACGCUGUGCGCACGCCAAUAGCGAGAGGCCCUCCAAUGGUCCGCUCACCACCGUUCAGUUUCACCCAGCGGCUCAGGUUGUCAUGACUGCAGGUCUUGACCAUUCCAUAUCCUUAUUUCAGGUUGAUGGCAAAUUAAAUCCAAAGAUCCAGAGCAUCUAUCUAGAAAAGUUUCCUGUUUAUAAAGCCCGGUUCAGUGCCGAUGGAGAACAGGUGAUAGCCACGGGAGUGCGGCAUAGGAUAUUCUACGUGUACGACAUGAUGAGCGGAAGCAUUAUUCCUGUUCCCAGGAUACGAAGCUUAGAAGAAAAUGUAAUUAAGAAAUUUGAAGUGUCUCCCGACGGGUCGUUCCUUUUGCUCAGUGGUGCAGCCGGAUACUUGCAUAUGCUUUCCAUGAAGAGCAAGGAGCUGAUUGGAAGUAUGAAGAUGAAUGCAUGUGCUGCCCAAGCUGUGUUUUCUCCAGACUGCAGCAAAAUCUUCUCAACCUGCGAUUCGGGUGAAGUGUAUGUUUGGGAUGUAAAAAGCAGAAGGUGUCUGAACAGAUUUGCAGAUGACGGAAGCCUUCGAAGUUCUUCUCUCGCUGUUUCGAAAGAUGGUCGAUAUGUGUCAUGUGGGUCAGACUCUGGAGUGGUGAAUGUAUAUAGUUAUGAUGACUGUCUGCAGAACUCCGCCCCAAAACCUAUAAAAUCUAUAAUGAACCUGGUAACAGCCGCUACAUCGCAAGUGUUCAAUCCGUGCGCGCAAAUCUUGGCAGUCGCUUCCGAGAAACUAGAUGAUGCUGUAAAACUGGUUCAUAUUCCUUCAUUUACCGUUUUUUCAAACUUCCCGGUACAAAGCAAAAAUAAGUUUAUUCACUGUGCCCGAGCGAUGGAUUUCUCUCCUAAUAGCGGCUUCUUUUCCAUCGCGAACAACAAAGGCGAAGCUUUACUGUACAGGUUAAAACAUUAUUCCGAUUUCUAAUGAAGGAGAAUGAAUGGACUGAUGUGGUUUGUUGACAAGCCGAAGAUGACCUUCCCUUCCAUCACUUUGAUGUUCAGUCUUGUGCAAUAUGUUACAUUACGUUUCAUGAAGAGCGUAUACGUUUCCAAUAAAAUCCAGUGGCCUCCUUUUUGUAUCAUAAUACCCGUGUACUGUUCUGAAUAAACCCUUUGCUUUAUAA